Cannabis sativa is the source of this 1551-nucleotide messenger RNA. RefSeq names its product glucuronokinase 1. NCBI's taxonomy places the organism in Eukaryota, Viridiplantae, Streptophyta, Magnoliopsida, Rosales, Cannabaceae. The record is from RefSeq and is a predicted model, not a curated record. The coding region runs from base 262 to 1326 and encodes 354 amino acids. Gene Ontology annotation, molecular function: ATP binding. The transcript has 6 exons.
GAAGUGUAAUGGUCACGUGCUUAUGCUGACGUGGCGAUAACAAUAAAUAUAGACCUGAAACGCAUUACGUUGUCUUCUCUCUAUUUUGUUUUUGAUGAUAAAUUCUUUCUAUCUAUUUAUAACCUCGACUCGGAAACUCCACGACUCACUGAGUUAAUAUCUCUCUUAACUCGGAAGAAACCAAACCAAUAACAAAGCCAUAAACUUACUCUUUACAUUACAAUAUUCAAUAUUCAGUAUAGAUUUGAGCGGCAAUUCAAAAUGGGUUCUCAGUCAACGAUCGAGCACAAGGCCUUCGCCAGAGUUGGUUUUCUGGGGAACCCCAGCGAUGUCUACUACGGUAAAGCUAUCUCUUUCUCUCUCGGAAAUUUCUGGGCUUCGGUCAGAUUGGAAUCUUCUGAUGAAUUGAUCAUCUCACCUCACCCGAUUCACGAUCUCGUCAACUUUAGAUCUCUCGACCACUUGGUUGAUCGGCUGGAGAAUGAAGGUUACUAUGGUGGUGUGAGACUUCUUAUGGCGAUUUGUAAAGUUUUUCGUAAUUAUUGUAAAGAAGAGAAAAUUGAUCUUCAUGCCGAAAAAUUCACUCUUUCAUAUGAAACUAAUAUCCCUCGACAGACAGGACUUUCAGGUUCAAGUGCUAUUGUAUGUGCUGCCUUAAGCUGUCUUCUUGAUUUCUACAAUGUUAGGCAGUUAAUCAGAGUGGAAAUUAGGCCUCAGCUUAUUCUCAAUGCUGAGAAAGAGCUUGGAAUUGUUGCUGGUCUUCAAGAUAGGGUUGCCCAGGUUUAUGGAGGACUUGUUUACAUGGAUUUUAGUAAGGAACAUUUGGAUAAGUUGGGUCAUGGUAUUUAUACACCCAUGGACACCAGUCUCCUCCCACCUCUAUAUCUCAUCUAUGCUGAAAAUCCAAGUGAUUCUGGCAAGGUACACAGCACAGUUCGGCAAAGGUGGCUUGAUGGUGAUGAGUUUAUAAUAUCAACAAUGAAAGAAGUUGCAAAUGUAGCUGAGGAGGGAAGGACGGCAUUGCUUAAAAAGGACUACACCAAACUUAAAACUCUGAUGAACCGCAAUUUUGAUCUUAGAAGGAGCAUGUUUGGCGAUGAUGUUCUUGGUGCUAUGAACUUAGAAAUGGUGCAAGUAGCCCGAGGGGUAGAAGCUGCAUCGAAAUUUACAGGUAGCGGUGGAGCUGUGGUUGUGUUUUGCCCUGAUGGUCCUUUGCAAGUGAAGCAAUUAGAGGAUGCAUGCCACAAAGCUGGUUUCAGAAUUGUGCCAAUUGAAGUAGUUCCUUCUCUACUAAAUGAAGUUGAUCUCACAACCCUUGGAAAUUAGGAAAUCGUACCAGAGAAAAAUUGGAAUCAUUUGAGUAACCACCAUUCGUAUUCUUUUCAAGCUUACUUUGGAUUCUUUUAUUUUGCGACAUUUUAGUUUUAAGUUGUGUUCUUAGAUGGAAACCUUAGAAAUCACAGUUAUUUUUUUGGCUCUCGUCAAAGAAUGGCAUUCAGUAGAAACCAAACAAAAAAGAAAAGUUCUUUUAUAAUACAAAUUAAUUGCAUA